Messenger RNA from Myxocyprinus asiaticus (Chinese sucker), 1978 nucleotides. It is a transcript of the gene popdc1, whose product is annotated as blood vessel epicardial substance. The transcript is spliced from 8 exons. The record is from RefSeq and is a predicted model, not a curated record. Gene Ontology annotation, cellular component: sarcolemma. Gene Ontology annotation, molecular function: cAMP binding. Lineage: Eukaryota; Metazoa; Chordata; Actinopteri; Cypriniformes; Catostomidae. Bases 149 to 1213 code for a protein of 354 amino acids.
AAGUCAAUGCCUGUCAUCUGGCUGGAAUGCGCUCCUCACACACUGUCUCAACUCAACCACACGCGUCUGUUAUCUUCUUUCUUCACAGUUCUGCUCACAGCGAAUAUAACUGCUUUAAUCGACAGCGUUGGUGCUUAAACACCUCAGAAUGUCAGAGAAUUAUAACAUAACACCAUCUCCUCCGAACUCCAGUGAUUCAGGGUUGGAGGCAAACAUCACAAUAUGUCAGGACUGGGAAAAGGCCCAUCACCUGCUGUUCCACCUGGCCAACCUGAGUCUGGGUCUGGGUUUCCUCAUCCCAACUACAAUAGGCCUCCAUAUGAUCUUCCUCAGACUGCUGCUGAUGACAGGCUGCUCUCUGUUCAUAGCAUGGGCCACAUUAUACAGAUGUACACUCGAUGUAAUGGUGUGGAAUGUGGUUUUCCUUCUGGUGAACUUCAUGCAUUUUUUCUUCUUGCUUUAUAAACGCAGACCGAUUAAGAUUGACAGGGAGCUUAAAUCAGUGUACAAGCGCAUGUUUGAGCCCCUGCAUGUACGAGAGGCUCUGUUUCAGAGGCUGACCGGCCAGUUCUGCACAAUCCAAACCUUAAAGAAGGGCCAGGUGUAUGCAGCAGAAGAUAAGACCUCUGUGGAUGAGCGACUUAGCAUUCUUCUCAAAGGAAAGAUGAGGGUAUCUUACCGUGGUCAUUUCUUGCAUAAUAUUUACACCAACUCCUUCAUCGACUCUCCAGAGUUCAGGUCAACUCAAAUAAACAGAGGAGAAAGGUUCCAGGUGACGAUAACUGCUGAAGAGAACUGUAAGCUUCUGUGCUGGUCCAGAGAGCGUCUGACGUAUUUCCUGGAAUCAGAUUCUUUUCUGAACGAGGUGUUCAAGUAUCUCAUCGGUAAAGACAUCACCAACAAGCUUUACUCCCUCAAUGAUCCAACACUGAGUGACAAGGCUGUGAAGAAGAUGGACCGUCAGCCGAGCCUGUGCUCUCAGCUCUCUAUGAUGCAGAUGAGGAACAGUAUGGCCAGCACCAGUGACACUGAUGAUGUGCUCAAUCAGAUCCUGAGAGGCGGGUCGGCUGGGUCGUUGCACCAGAAAAAUCCUCUGACAAAAGCAUCCACGUCUAUGAAGCCGAUUGAAGAAGGAAUGGAAGAUGAUGUUUUUGAACCUGAAUCCCCCACCACCUCCCAGAACAUUUCCAAAACCUCCAGAGAAGACAUGUAAAGGAUAUAUUUCAUUACAAGCUUUACUGCAAGACUCUUGGGUUUUACUGAAUGUCCUGGAAGACAGUGAAGAAUGUCAUAUUAAUUAGAAAAGGAAAAAUAUUUUGGUAACAUUUACAGAAAGGUUCCAUUCGCUAACAUUAGUUAAUGCAUUAGGUAUCAUGAACUAACAAUGAACAAUAUAAUUUUUUACAGCAUUUAUUAAUCUUUAAUUUGAGUUAAUAAAAAUACAAUUGUUCAUUAUAAGUUCAUGUUAGUUCAUAGUGCAUUAUCUAUCUAAUGUUAACAUAUACACUGGUGGCCAAAAGUUUGGAAUAAUGAUCAGAUUUUGCUGUUUCGGAAGGAAAUUGGUACUUUAAUUCACAAAUGAGACAGAUUUAUUUUAACAAACAUUUAUCAGCAUUUUGAAGAACUGAAAAAUCUCUGACUGGAUAUUUAUGUAUUUGGAACAAGAUUUAGAUAAUUUGGACUUUUGCCUUCACCAUUAGAUCAUAUAAUGCUGUUUGUUUACAGAUUUACACCAUGACUUACUCCAAAUUUGCUAACUAUUUGAUUCAAUUAAUUAAAAUCUGUAGGACAACCUGAAAAAUUAACCUUCUUCAAAACUUUUACCUGAAAGAUGCAACUACAGUAACUGUGGUGGGACAAGCAAACUGCCAUAGCUACACUUUUGAAAAACUGCAGUGGGGCCAUGAUUGUUACUUUUUGGUUAUUUAAAUUAACACAUGACAUGGUUGUAAUAUAAAAUAAAGCAAAUCAAUGUCAA